Molecule: messenger RNA, 411 nt
Organism: Ceutorhynchus assimilis (cabbage seed weevil)
Lineage: Eukaryota; Metazoa; Arthropoda; Insecta; Coleoptera; Curculionidae
Source: the annotation of a GenBank genome assembly
AUGACCCUACCCAAACAAGAGGCACAGAAGAUAAUAACAGACCACUCCGAGAUCCGCAUACUGGAAAGAAGAUUACACGUUGAGAUAUGCCAAAAAUGCUGGGAAUACAGUCACACCACAAAAAAAUGCACUGGUCCGGAUAGGUGCAGACUAUGCUUUAAAUGUGGAGAAGAGGGCCACUCUGCAAGGGACUGCAAGAACUCAGAAAGUUGCCCAGUCUGCCAUAAAGCCGACCAUAGAGCAGGGAAGAUGCGCGAAGUUCAGAGAGUCCCUAGGCAGAAAAUCACGGAACUAACGAUAACUAAAUUCCUCCAGGUGAACCUGAACAGAUGCUACGAGGCUCACGACCUCCUCAUAGUUACAGCCAACCAGCUAGACAUAGACGUAUUAGCAGUAUCAGGCUUUGUGUGA